Molecule: messenger RNA, 1759 nt
Organism: Polypterus senegalus (gray bichir)
Lineage: Eukaryota; Metazoa; Chordata; Cladistia; Polypteriformes; Polypteridae
Product: tumor necrosis factor-like
Exons: 4
Coding region: 277-1065 (262 amino acids)
Biological process (GO): immune response
Cellular component (GO): membrane
Molecular function (GO): tumor necrosis factor receptor binding
Source: RefSeq, a predicted model, not a curated record
UUCCUUUCCCCUUUCCUUUCCUCUCCGCUUCUACGCACCCCCUUGCGCAUUAGAUUUUCCUCGGUAGGUGGAAACCGUCGUGAGCGCAAGGGCUCUUUCGGUCUCACCCUAACACACACACUCUCUCUCUCACUCUCAGAAUAUCUCUUUUCGUUCUGUAAUGGGGAAGUACCACGGGUGGAAGUUCCACUCGCAAAAGCUUACAUAAAACAGACAUCAUGCAGUCUCAGAUUUCACAAAGCUCUUGACCAUUUUCAAAAGUCUAUCUCAGAAAGAAUGACUGUACAAGAAUACGUCCCCCAGGAAUACGAAGGUAACAGGGGAAUGAUAAACAACAGCACUUUGGGACCUUACGUGGCGGUGGAUUUACAGAAGCACGGCUUUGUGAUGCUCAGAGAGAAGCCAAAACAGUCGUACAGCUGCUGGAAGUGGAUCGGUGUCUUCUCCUUUACGGUGGUGCUUUUGGCAUCUGCCUUCCUGACGCUGAUGUACUUUGAUAUUAUUCCUUCACUUAAAGCUUCACCUGAAACGAAGCUGGUUGAAGGCACGUUGCCAGUGAACAUUACGCCAGAGGAGAACAACACGCUUCCUGAGGCACUGAAACAGAUGGCAAUCAAGCCACAGACUCCAGCAGCACACUUAGUCGCUGACGUUUCCUCUGAUCUGAAAUGGCUUAGUGAUGUGGACCAGGCGUUUCUGGAAAACGGAAUGAAGCUUGAAGAUGGAGUGGAGCUCAUUAUACCCAGAAAUGGCUUGUAUUUUAUCUAUGUUCAGGCUGUAUUUGAGACCAACCAAGUUAAAGAGUUGACCGGUAGCGGGGACUGUGUGCAGAGUACUGAUCUGUCAAUAAGUGUUCAACGGUACUCUGAGUCUUACCCAGUGUAUGUUAGUAUUCUCAGCACCUCCCGGUCUUUGUGUCUGCCCAAGAUGAAGGACAGCUUUCAUUUGCCACUCUACCAAGGUGCCUUGUUUAAGCUACUUAAAGGAGAUAAACUAAAGGUACUAAUAGAUCCUCUUGAAUUUGUGGAUGACAGAAAAACAUUCUUUGGGGCAUUCGCUUUGUAAGGAUGUGUCAGUGAUGUGUGGUAUCAUGUUAUGAAUCAGGUGGUUAUUGUAAUUGCAAUAUUAAAUUUGGAGCUGCUCACAGGCCACUAGGUGUGGGGUGUCCUAAGCUGCCACUGAAUGGAAAGAGUUUUCUGAAGAAUCAUUUGAUAUUUAUGUAUGUAUUUUUAUUUAUUUAUUUAUUUACAAACCAGUGAAACCUUUUGUACAUAUUUGGUCUGACUAGCAUUUUUUGAAAUGCACACCAGUUACUGUAUUGGUGUUUUAACCUCAACACUAAGAAAAAGGUACUACUGGAUUUUUAUAUUUGAUGAAUUGCUGUAUUUAUUAAUUUUAGUCAUCUUAAUUAGUAUUUAAUGAUUGCUUUCGAUGAUCAAUUGACUGUAAUGUCUUUUUACAUUAUGAGUACUUCUGUUUAAAAGGAGCUUGCAACUUGAGGUCCAUGCUUUGCAAGGCAGCAGUGGUUCAAGGGUAGAACGGACCGACCUAAAGUGUUACUAAACAAAUCGACGUCAGGGGCACCUUAAAGUGUUGCCAAAAUGUAAGCUUGAUUUCUCAGAACAAGUCUUUGAAAUAGAUGUCUCAUGUUGAGAAUAUUGUAACUUGUUUUAUAUUAAAAUAAGUAUUGUGUAUUUAAAAAAUAUGUUUUUAAGAUGAAUCUAUUGAACUGUUAUUAUUUAUGUAAUACAGCAUGCAA